Zea mays is the source of this 2015-nucleotide messenger RNA. RefSeq lists its product as uncharacterized. Gene Ontology annotation, cellular component: cytosol. The transcript is spliced from 2 exons. The record is from RefSeq and is marked provisional. Bases 60 to 1724 code for a protein of 554 amino acids. Lineage: Eukaryota; Viridiplantae; Streptophyta; Magnoliopsida; Poales; Poaceae. Gene Ontology annotation, biological process: chloroplast avoidance movement; chloroplast accumulation movement.
CACCCCAACCAAAACCCCACGGACGGAACCCAAGAAAGAAGAGAGGGGCACGAGUCCCCAUGAACGACGCCGGCGAGGCCGAGGCGCAAGAACUCGCCCCACCCGGCGCCUCCGCCGCCGCCGGCCUGCAAGGCAGGGCGGAGGUCGACACCUCGACGCCCUUCAAGUCGGUGCGCGAGGCCGUCGACCGCUUCGGCGGCAGCGCCGCCUGGAGCUCCGACCUCAUCAAGCGUAUGUUCGCGCUGCCCCCGAGCCCAAAGAAGCAGGAGGGGGGCGACGAACUGGCCGAUCUGGAGGAGCAGACCGCGCAGCUAGAGAAGGAGCUCGGCGUCAAGGAAAGGGAGACGCUUGAUGUGCUCAAAGAGUUGGAGUCCACCAAGAAGGUGGUCGCAGAUUUGAAGCUAAAGAUACAGAACGAAGGUGCCGGUGCAUUUUGCAUCCCUGAAGAGAGUGUUCGGGGUCAAGCCGAGCUGCCCACUGCCGCUGAAGAGGUUGCAGAAGUGCAGCCUGAGAAUGCUGAAACUGAUGUGGUUAUGGGCGCGCUUCAUGUGCAGCUGCACCAGUCUCCUGGUACUUCAGUGCUGAAGGGCCUUGAGCAGGCAAAAGCCAAUCUAAACAGGACCACGAGUGAUCUUGCAGCUAUAAGGGCCUCCGUCGAGUCGCUGCGGAACGACAUUGCGAAAGAGAGAAUCUUGGUGGAGAGAAGCCGAGAGAAGGUAUGUGCCAACACGACACUGAUUGCUUCUCUGGAGGAUGAGCUGAACCGGACUGCACAGAAGCUGCAGACGCUGCGGGAUCUGCAGAGGAGGCGUGACGAUCAAUCGGACAUCUUCAUAGAGAUCAAGAAGAUGACAUCUGAGCUAGAGCAGCUCAGGAAUGCAGCGAGUGCUGCCAAAUCGGAAGCUGCUAUGCUGUCUGCCGAAAUUGAGCAGAUGAGAGCUAGCAUCGGCACUGCUGAGGUGAGGUGCCGUGCAGCCAGGAAGAUAGAAGAGGCGGCAAGGGCAGCAGAAGCUCUUGCCCUUGCUGAAAUCAAGAUCCUACUACGCAAUGAAGCUUCAGUUGAGGAUCUUCAGGGCAUGGAAGAUGUGAGCCUUUCAUUGGAAGAGUACUCUGAGCUUGCUGCCAAAGCUCAGGAGGCUGAUGAACGCUCAAGAAAGAAAAUCGAUGCUGCAAUGGUGCAGGUAGAUGAAGCUAACAGGACAGAAUCUGACUCCCUCAGAAAGCUGGAGGAAGCUCGAUUACAGGUUGAGGAAUGUAAGAAGGCGCUACAGGAUGCCCAGAAGAGGGUGGAUGCUGCUAACCGAGGGAAGAGCGCAGUAGAAGAGGCUCUUCGCAGAUGUCGAUCCACGACUGGACACAGGAGGAGGUCGGUCCAUGACCCUCCCAGGUUCAAACAUCCAGCUCCCCGUUCCAGAGAUUCUCAGAAUAUGGAUAUCGUCGGUGUUUCAAAGGGUCCCUUGAAACCAACGUUGUCAAUAGGGCAGAUACUGAGUAUGAAGCUAAUGGGACCAGAUGGGUAUGACAAAAGCGUCUGGGACGACGCAAGCGAAGCUUCUACUAUGUCGCUCGGACAUAUCCUGAACCGCAGGCAUGCAGUCGUGUAUAGCAGCGAUGCAACUGCUCAGAAGAAAUUCCCAGGGAAGAGGAAGAAGUUUGCCUUUACAGGACUCUCUAUUUUCUUGGCGAGACAGGCCAAGAGGAAGAAGGAAAAGGGAUCGCAUUAGAAACUGCUGAAGCCAACUUGGGCUGGGAAAAGAGAAGCAUUGUAGUCUACCUUGCUAGCUGUUAACUCAGACCCUAGUGUUACUGUUCUUGUAAUUUACUAGUAUGUGUCGUUGAUAGGUGCCUAGAUCAUUGGUUUUUCCAUAGCAGGCUAGUAAGUUGUAGCUGAUAUUUCUGUCUAGUGGUUAUUUCAGGUGCUGUGUGAACUUGCAAUGUAGCAGUAUGACUAGUAGCUGAUAUCAAGUAUAUGAGGCAUAUGUGGUUCACUGAGAUUGGAAUCUUCUUCUCUGCUA